AUGUAUAGGAUGGGCGAGAGGAGGGAGUCCGGAUUUUUCAAGGUGCGGGAAGCACAGCGCACUGAAUGCAGCUCCCCCACCCCUCCCUCACUUCCCGCGCUGCUUUACAGCGCAUCAGCAAGCCCGCCUCUCUCUGCGGGAUCCCCACGUGUUCUCCAGCAGAGCCUGCUCCUGGGGCCCCUUUAACUGGGCAGCGGAAGUAGCCGUUCUAGCGUCUCCCGCCAGCGCCCAAUGGGCUGGUGCAAAGCGUCCUAAAGCCCCGUCACUUCCCGGCUAGGAAGCCGGCAAGGCUUGAAGAGUAACGCCCGGGGGAGGGGGCGGGCGCUGAACCCACGCAUCCCUAGCCCGGCCGUGGUCCCCUGCAGUCUCGGGGCCGACCCCCCUCCCUGGGGCCGGCACCAACAUGCCCUUUGACUUCAGGAGAUUUGACAUCUACCGGAAGGUGCCCAAAGACCUCACACAACCAACGUACACUGGGGCAAUCAUCUCUGUCUGCUGCUGCCUCUUUAUUCUGUUCCUUUUUCUCUCGGAGCUCACUGGAUUCAUAGCCACUGAAGUAGUGAAUGAACUGUAUGUCGAUGAUCCAGAUAAGGACAGUGGAGGCAAAAUAGAUGUCAGUCUGAACAUCAGUUUGCCAAAUUUACACUGUGAAUUGGUAGGACUGGACAUCCAGGAUGAGAUGGGGAGACAUGAAGUUGGACAUAUUGACAAUUCGAUGAAAAUCCCUCUGAACAAUGGUGAAGGCUGCCGGUUUGAGGGCCAGUUCAGCAUCAACAAGGUCCCUGGCAACUUCCAUGUAUCAACACACAGUGCCACUGCACAGCCCCAGAAUCCAGACAUGACUCAUGUCAUCCACAAGCUGUCCUUUGGAGACACGCUGCAGGUUCAGAACAUUCAUGGAGCAUUCAACGCUCUAGGAGGAGCUGACAAACUCACUUCUAACCCCCUUGCAUCCCAUGAUUACAUCUUGAAAAUCGUCCCCACAGUGUACGAAGAUAAGAGUGGAAAGCAGCGCUACUCCUACCAAUAUACAGUCGCCAACAAGGAAUACGUUGCAUACAGUCACACCGGUCGCAUCAUCCCUGCCAUCUGGUUUCGCUACGACCUGAGCCCCAUCACAGUGAAGUACACAGAGCGGCGACAGCCACUGUACAGGUUCAUCACCACGAUCUGUGCCAUCAUUGGAGGCACAUUCACAGUGGCUGGAAUCCUGGACUCCUGCAUUUUCACAGCCUCUGAGGCCUGGAAGAAGAUUCAGCUCGGGAAGAUGCAGUAGCUCAUUGACUCCCAACUCACUUUGCCAAGGACAUCAAUGCAGGACCCCAGACCUAUCAUUCUAAUGAUUUUUUUUUCCUCUGUCAAUCAGAAUUGAUAUUCCGUUUCGUUGGUUGAAGUCACAGUGUGGGUAGUUGUUACACCAGGGUUUUUCUUCCCACGCCAUACUCCCAUCACGGGGGAAUUCCAGGUCACACAUUUGAGAUUCUUUUGUUUUUUAAAAGACCACAUGAAGUAUUAUUAGGAAGAACGUCCACUGCCAGUGCCAAGAAUUAUGGUGCUCCCUGCCCUGGGGAAGGGAAGUGGGGUGGGGUUCAGAGGGGAAGAACUCGUUCUCUUAAAAACAAUCAGGAAGGCUCCAGGAUUGUUAUAACUUGGGUUCCAAUAGCCCGCAGAGCCUCAGUGGGAAAUAGCAAGAGAGAUGGGAAUUGACAAAUUCUCCGUGUCCUUAUAACAAUGACAUGGCUCACUUUUCCUGGACAUCAAUCUGAAGUAAGUGUAGGAAAGGAAAGCCCUUUUGGAGAGAGAAAGUUUUCGAUUUCUUGGCCAGGUAUACCCUGUGGCUUAUGCUGUCAGGCCUCUUCUCCCCAUUCUGUCUCUAACAUCGCACUUGGUGGAUGUGCACUUGGCUGAACUACAUUAAGGUACCAGUUGAGCUCAUUGCAUUGUAUCCCUGUUUCUCUCUCUCCCUUUUUAAAAUGGGCUGCCAGGAACCACAGUGCCCAAGAGACUGAUAUCUGCUCACAAUUGGUACAGCAUAACCAACAGCCACAAAAUGAGUUUUCCUAUCUUAACCUUUCCCACCAAUGUGCCUCAGUCCUGACCAAAGGACACUUCUUAGCUAAGGAAACAGCCUAGUUUCUGAACCCACCUCAUAUUUCUUCAUCACCUUUGUGAUGACAAAGUGGUGAUGAGUGGCUGGGCAUAUCAUGGGGUUUUCAUCUGGAAGAAGCUUUAGGGACCACCUACAUUAACCUCUCUCAUUUUACAGAGGAAGAAACUGAGGCCUGGCAAUGGGAAAUAACAUGUCCAAGGCAUACAGGGAAUAAACUAGAGGAGGAACUGAAAAUCAGUCCUUUCUCCUCUAAAUCCAGUGCAAUUUCCACCAUAUGAUCAUAUUUUCUAUGUAGGCCCAGUUGGUUUUGCUCAGAGCCAGAGAGUAACAGUGAGCAUCAUUCCCAAUGGCAUACUUUCCCCCCACCAAUGCCAGUUCUAUGUGACAUCUCUGGGGCAACAAUGAUUGCUCAUGGGAAAGUAGAGUCCCAUAGCAUUUUCCCUUGGAGACACCCUCCUUCGAGGUGUUUUUGUUUACUUUUUCCUGGUUUUAUUUUGGGUUGGCUGGUUUUCCCCCCAACCGCCAGCCAGUGACAAAGGGAAAAGGGAAUAUCCUGGCCUGGGAGAGCAGCUCCUCCCUGCCCUCCUUAUCAGACACUUGCUCUGCAGUUUCUUUCACCAGCCCCACCAGCCUCUAAGACUAGCCCAAGACAGCCAGGCAUGCAGCUGGUAUGGUAGCGGCAGCUCUGAUUUCUUUCCACUUAAUUCAGAGUUGUUGCUGUUGCUGCUUGCCACUGCUGUUCAUACUCCCUUUCAUCAGAAGAGUCUUCUUUUAGAUCAGAACUGGGAAGUGUGAGGGAGCCAGGCCAGGGAGGGAUUCAGUGAAGGGAAUUUCAAAUAUUCUGUGUUGAUCCCAGAGAGAGCACCACCCCUCCAUUUUCCAUGCACACCAAGAAUUCUUUGCGUACUUUGGUAAUUCAGGAUAAUGUCUGGUUAGAUUUAUUUUUUAACAAGGCCUUUUCCAUUUAUUAUUUUAAGUCCCUAGUGCCAACUAGAAAAGCUUUCUCCUUUCUUUUUUUUUUUCUUAUGCAUUAAUUGAUAAUGUAAGUGUAACUGGAUUUGUCACUUCUUAUAUCUCAAUGUCUGGAUGGAUUUUUAUACUUUUUUUUCCAUUUACAAAAUUCAGAAAUGGAAAUGAUCCCUUGUAUAUGGGGGCAUGAGGGGUUUGGGGGGGAGUGGUGAGUGAGUGUGUGUGUGUGUGUGUGUGUGUGUGAGAGAGAGAGAAAGAGAGAGAGAGAGAGAGAGAGAGAGAGAGAGGCAUGCAUAUGUAUGCAAGUUUUACUUUUAUGGAAUUUUUCCAUUGUGGAGGUGGAGGGUGGGCACGGGACUUCAUUUCCCAAUGAAAGGAUACCAAUGACCUGUUUUCUUAACAAAAUUCUUAAGGGAGAAACUUUACCCCCCUUGUUUCUUCUGACCAUUGGGUUUAAGCAGAUUAAAAAGCUGUGAUUUUCAGAAA
Monodelphis domestica (gray short-tailed opossum) is the source of this 3565-nucleotide messenger RNA. RefSeq names its product endoplasmic reticulum-golgi intermediate compartment 1 (gene ERGIC1). The record is from RefSeq and is a predicted model, not a curated record. Gene Ontology annotation, biological process: retrograde vesicle-mediated transport, Golgi to endoplasmic reticulum; endoplasmic reticulum to Golgi vesicle-mediated transport. Lineage: Eukaryota; Metazoa; Chordata; Mammalia; Didelphimorphia; Didelphidae. Gene Ontology annotation, cellular component: endoplasmic reticulum membrane; endoplasmic reticulum; COPII-coated ER to Golgi transport vesicle.